UUGUGUGAAGGGCUGCUGGAAUAGCAGGUUUGCCUGCGUCUCAGUCGGGUUCAACCUCUUCACAGUCUAAACAGCGAGGACGAGUUGGUGCCUUCCAGAUUCAAAGAUGGCCCUGCCGUCGAUCUCGAUCCACCCUGAGUACCUGCGGACCAUGACUGGCGCCCUGGGUGGCGCUAGCCAGUCGUUGUGGCACAAAGUUAAAGGUGUCAUGGGGCUGUUUGGAAGUGGUAAAUGCACCUCAAAGGCCACCCUGGAGGGAAAAACCGCACUCAUCACGGGAGCCAACGCUGGAAUCGGCUACGAGACGGCGAAAGAUUUCCUCAAGAGAGGUGCGCGGGUGAUUAUGGCGUGCAGAAAUGUGCAACUGGCGGAAACGGCAGCCGGCAAUUUGCGCAGCGAAAUCCCUGGCAGCGAUAUUCGCGUGGUGCAGCUCAACCUGGCGUCGCUCAGGUCGGUAAAGGAGUGCGCCGAGGAAAUACUUAAAUCCGAGCCGAAAAUUCACCUGCUUAUCAAUAAUGCUGGCGUUAUGGCCUGUCCGUACGCGAAAACCGAGGAUGAACUGGAGAUGCAGUUCCAAACGAACCAUCUGGGCCACUUUUUGCUGACACGGAUUUUACUGCCAAAGGUGCUGGAAAGUGCUCCUGCGAGAAUUGUUAACCUCUCUAGUGUAGCUCAUCUUGGUGGAAAAGUAAAUUUUGAGGACCUCCAGUCGACUCGCUCAUACAACGCGGUGCUGGCCUACAACCAGAGCAAGCUGUGCAACGUGCUGUUCACCCUUGAGCUACAGGAGCGGCUCAAAGACACGGGCGUAGUCGCCUACGCCGUGCACCCUGGCGUGGUGGCAACCGAGCUGGGCCGCCACUUGCCCUGCGGCUGCUCGUGGGCCUUCAAGAAGUUCGGCUGGAUCCUCAAAACCCCAGUGCAGGGAGCGCAAACCACCCUGCACUGCGCCCUGGACGAGAAAUUGGCCGAGCAAAACGGUCUUUACUUCAGUGACUGCAGCCCAGGAAGAACAUCUGGACGGGCGAGGAACAAGGAGGACGCGAAGAAACUGUGGGAAGUGAGCGAGGAUCUCGUCAAGAACUUCAUUUAAUUCACGCCAUUCUAACCAAAUAUUGUGCAAUUCUAUUCUCUUUAUAUUCCAUUUCAAUCGUAGACAGAGCAAAAGUGAAAUAACGAAAAGGAUCUUCAAGAGCACUUCGUGGCACCUCCUCUCAUCUCUCCAAAAUGUUGUGAAUUUAAUAUUACAUAUAUAAAAUGUUGAUUUACAGUCAUGUCUUUGUGAUACAUAUUAAAUAAAAUAAUGUUCUAUAAAAUUCAA
Molecule: messenger RNA, 1321 nt
Organism: Cloeon dipterum
Lineage: Eukaryota; Metazoa; Arthropoda; Insecta; Ephemeroptera; Baetidae
Product: retinol dehydrogenase 12-like
Exons: 7
Coding region: 107-1093 (328 amino acids)
Source: RefSeq, a predicted model, not a curated record